Messenger RNA from Somion occarium, 927 nucleotides. The record is from the annotation of a GenBank genome assembly. NCBI's taxonomy places the organism in Eukaryota, Fungi, Basidiomycota, Agaricomycetes, Polyporales, Cerrenaceae.
GCCGACACUGGCCACAACAUCAACUUUACAAUCUCUUGCAUUUCUUUUCACUUGACUCUCUCAUCUGAAUGGUUCGCAACAUUAUCCUGCGAUUCCCCAUUGUUAGGGCCCUUGUGCCUCGCGUGUCCCGCCCUCUACUUCCCCUUUCAACUCGCUUGCCACCUACUGUCAACGCGCCAUUACGCAGUCCCACCCGACUCUUCCACUCUUCACCGACCCGUUCACAAUCACCUCAUGAUCCAGACUUUCCAAGACUUCCACCCAAUUCAUCCUUAUCGCAGCGGUUGAAGCACCUCAUCAAGUCAUAUGGGUGGUAUGCCCUUGGAGUGUACAUCAUCCUUUCCACUCUCGACUUUACCGUUGCGUUUGCAGCGGUGAACGUACUUGGUGCAGAGCAUGUCUCCCGUGUUGCUGCUUCCGUAAAGGACAUGUUCUAUAACAUGAUCCACUCAAAAGCUCCGGAGCCGGGAAGGGAAGAGAUGGAUAGUGCGGUAUCGCAUUCAAAUGGCCAAGAAGGACUCUAUGCCAUGCUUGUGCUUGCAUACACAAUACACAAGACCUUGUUCUUACCUGUCAGAGUGGGCCUUACCGCGGCUCUCACCCCAAGAUUAGUUGGCUGGCUGAGGUCACGCGGGUGGGCUGGAGGAGCAGGAACGAAGCGAGCUGUGCAGGAGAUGCGCGACAGGAUGAGGGACAGGCGGCAGUAGCUAUCUACUUCAUACCUAGUACAUUCAGGUUCAGGUACGUUCGCAGUGGAAGUGUGGAACCCAAAUCCAGUUGUCAACAUACUCAUGUACCGUAUUUAUCUUCUACAGCACACCUUAAACUAAUAUCUAGUAACUCCGAUUAUCCAUGCAAUCGGACGUGGCGCAAGCGCGUCGGCCUAUAAGGACCGUGCUACCCAGGAAAUACAGUUCAACUUUGGCU